AUGGAUGAUGAUUUAGAUUUUAAAUUUUUGGCACUUGGAGAUUCUGGUGUAGGAAAAACAUGUUUACUCAGUCGAUAUGUUGACGGCAAAUAUAUUGAAACCUUAGGACCAACUGUUGGAAUUGAUAUUCGAAAUAAAACUUUUGAGGAUACUGCCGGUCAAGAACGUUUUCGUUCUUUGACAUCAGCAUUUUUUCGUGAAGCUGUUGGAUUUUUACUAGUAUUUGAUUUAACAAAUGAAGCAUCAUUUAUUAAUGCACGUAAUUGGAUAACUGAAAUACAAACUCAUGCUUAUUCAGAAGAUGUUGAUAUGAUACUUAUUGGUAAUAAAUCUGAUUUAGAUGAUGAACGUGUUAUUUCAAAAAUUCGUGCACGAGAUUUUGCUAAAGAAUAUAAUAUUCAAUAUAUUGAAACAAGUGCAUUAAAAAAUAUCAAUGUAGACGAAUCAAUUAAAUUAUUAUUAGAUUCAGUUAUGGCUCGUUUCGAACGUGAUAAAAAUUUAUCUAAAACACGUCAACAUUCAUUGAAACCUGUUCAACAUACAAAUACAACUUUAAAUGAAACGAUGACUACUAAAAUUUUCGACAACAAUUUGAAAGAUAGAUCAAACAUUUCUAGAUGUUGUUCGUAG
Molecule: messenger RNA, 630 nt
Organism: Rotaria sp. Silwood2
Lineage: Eukaryota; Metazoa; Rotifera; Eurotatoria; Philodinida; Philodinidae
Source: the annotation of a GenBank genome assembly